AUGUCUCUUCACAUUAGUUCAAAUUCCAUGCCGGGUUCCUUGGAAUGGGAAGCCAAAACCAGCCCUUUGUCUGCUCUUGUUCCUGGGCGAAGCGUAAAUUCUUCGACUCAGGUUGAGUCCUUGGAAGGCGAGAAGUCUUUCGCGGCCAAAGGAACAGAAGCGGCUCAACCCCAUGUCGAACUCUCCUCGAAGGCUACUCCAAAAACAGUUCUCGUCGUGGGAGCGGGAAUAGCUGGACUGCGCGCUGCAUCGAUCUUGAAGCGGCAUGGUCUUCAUGUGAUUGUGCUUGAGGCUCGGGACAGGAUUGGGGGAAGAAUCUUGACCAGCCGAAAGAACGGAAAGCCAGCGCGGGAUAUGGGGACAACAGGGGCCGCUUGGAUGCACGAAACCUCCCAAAACAAGCUCGUUAAGCUGGUCCCAAAACUCGGACUUUCAUACUACUAUGACGACGGGACACCCGUUUACUAUACCUCUGAUGGACGCGCUGGAUCUCAGUUUAAAGCAAAGAAAGUAGUCGAUGAAUUUGCAGACUAUGCUGAAUGGUUUUAUGAAACAAGUCCUGACGCCAAGGAUCGAAGUGUCGAUGAAUUCAUAAGGGACUUCACUCAGAAUCAUCCACUAAUUACUCAGGACGAAAGACAGUGGGCGCCACAGGUGAUUAAAGAGGCUGAACAAUGGGUGGGAACGAGCACUUCCCAGGCAUCCUCAAAACAUUUGACCUACUUCGUUACUGAGCGAAACCUCUACAUGAAGGAUGGCUAUGAUUCCAUCGUCAACUGGACAGCCAAAGACAUGUUCGAAACCCCCGAUUGUAUCCGAUUACAUCAUAUCGUCAAAAGAGACAUGCAAGAGGGAAUCAAAAGCCUUAGCUAUGGAGCACUGGGGAAGAUAUUCUUCGAAUUCAGUGAGGUAUUCUGGUCUAAAAAUCACGACCAGUUCAUCUAUUAUCCUUCUCCGCAUGACACGACCGACGAAAUGGUUGACACGGCCAAUGUCUCGGAGAUAUCCGACACUAUCCUGAACUACGCUACGGUAACAGUGAAUCUCCUACUGGUAGCGGACAGCAAAGAAUUAUGUGUGCAGGUAGUUGAGCCAUUGACACAAAAGGUGGAGGCUAUCACUGACAAGAAGGAGCUGUAUGAGUUCUUUGAACCAUUGUUCAAGCUCCUGCGGAAAGAGCCAUACAAAGCCCUGCCCCAAGUCACGAGCAUCGAGUCGACUUGUUGGACGCGAGAUGCUUUUGCUGGGUUUGGGGCUUAUACCUCCGAGAAAGUUGGCGACGAUCCCAACAUCUUGAUAAAUGCGGCACAGAGUCGUCACAAAAGCAAACUUCAGUUCGCGGGUGAGCACCUGGCUCUGGCAGGAAGCGGAUGUGUUCAUGGAGCAUUUGCAACUGGCGAGGCAGCAGCCAAGAGGAUCCUUCACACACUGUCUAUUGAAGUCAGGGACGAACUGUUUGAUCUCGAAUGA
Molecule: messenger RNA, 1470 nt
Organism: Penicillium maclennaniae
Lineage: Eukaryota; Fungi; Ascomycota; Eurotiomycetes; Eurotiales; Aspergillaceae
Product: flavin monoamine oxidase family protein
Exons: 3
Coding region: 1-1470 (489 amino acids)
Molecular function (GO): oxidoreductase activity
Source: RefSeq, a predicted model, not a curated record